This is a messenger RNA of Vicia villosa (hairy vetch), 1890 nucleotides long. RefSeq lists its product as uncharacterized. Lineage: Eukaryota; Viridiplantae; Streptophyta; Magnoliopsida; Fabales; Fabaceae. The transcript is spliced from 3 exons. The record is from RefSeq and is a predicted model, not a curated record. The coding region runs from base 1 to 1890 and encodes 629 amino acids.
AUGGUUAUCCUUAAUGACAUCUGGACUAGAGAUAUGAAAAGAGAAGUCUACCUGUUCAAGGGAAGUACUGUAUGGAACGUGGUACCAAGGGAGCUAUCUAUUGAUCAUGGAUUUCAUCUAAGAGAGGAGCCAUUGGCAAUAGACCGAGCUUCAAAAGCCUGGAAUGAAAGAGUAAAUGCUUCACAAAUCAACCUAGGAAAUCAAGAAAGCAAGGAGAGCAUGAUUUUCCUUAUCACAAAUGAAGUUGUAAAUCUGAUGAUGGGUUCCCUAGUUUUCAAAAGGAUUUUUCAGUUGCCGUCUUUCUACAACAACUAUCGUGUGCUCUCAAAUUGCUCUUUCUCCACCACCGAGUAUUGUUCAAGAUUCACUCUCUUCAUCAAGAUGUCUCAACAAUCGUCUUCCUUCUCUCCCAAAGAAGGGUCUCCUCUCAAUAUGCAUGAUACUUCUACAAGCACUGAUAUGACUAACCCUAAUGAGUUUCUGAAUGUUGCACCCUUGAGAAUGGUGCAUGUUGACAAUUUGAAGAACCCUGAACCCGCUGGUGUACCUAAGGAAGACAUCAUAGGAAAGCCCUCUAAUGAUAAUGAUGUCCACAUUGUUGAUAAUAAUGCACACACUCCUGAAGGUGAUGUCACAAAGGAUGUCAAUGACAUUGGGAAUAUUGGUGUUGAUGCUGGUACAGGUACUGCUAUAAGAACAGGCUCACAUGUUGUGGAUCUUGAUGACUUUUCUGAUAAUGAACCAAUAGCUGCUGUGAAUCCUGGCUUAACCAGGAGGCUUAUGACUAGGAGGAAAGGUAAGGAUGUUGUACAAAGUUCUCCUAAGAGAAAGGUUUCUCCUAGAAGUCCCUCUGUUGACUUUAUUAGGAAGAAAAGUACCUCUACAGAUCCCAUAAAGAGCAUAGUUAUGUCUCAGAGUGUUUCUGUUGGUCCAACCAAAUCUUGGAGCAAAGUUAUUCCCAAGAAAAGGAAGGCUCAAGCUAUAGUUGACUCUGACUCUGAUGUUGAUGUUGAUGCUCAAGACAUUCCACUAAGGAAGAAACCAACAACUAGCAAGCUGGUUGCUAGUGUUCCUGAGGUACCCAUUGAUAAUAUCUCUUUUCAUUAUCCUUCCAGUGUCAAUAGGUGGAAAUAUGUUUACCACAAGAGGUUAGCUUUGGAAAGGGAGUUGGCUAAGAAUGUCCUUGAGAAUAAAGAAAUCAUGGACUUGAUUCAUGAAGCUGGACUAUUCAAAAUUGUUGUUCAUUUGCCUACGUGUUAUGAAAUGCUGGUUAAACAGUUCAUUGUGAAUCUAUCACAAAACUGUGCUGAUAGAAAAUCAAAGGAUUUUAGAAAAGUAUAUGUCAGAGGAAAAUGUGUUACCUUCUCCUCCACUGUUAUCAACAACUUUCUUGGAAGAUCUGAUGAAGCUCAACCUGAGCUGGAAGUGACUGAAAACAAAAUAUGCGAGGUUAUCACGGCUAAGCAAAUGAAAGCCUGGCCCCUGAAAGGAAAUUUUUUUGCAAGCAAGCUCAGCAUAAAAUAUGCAAUGCUACACAAGAUUGGAGCUGUUAACUGGGUGCCCAUAAAUCAUAAGUCAACUGUUGCUAUUGUGCUGGGAAAGUUUAUAUAUGCUGUUGGAACCAAGACCAAGUUUGACUACGGUACUUACAUAUUUGAUCAGACAAUGAAGCAUGCCGGGAGUUAUAGUGUGAAGGGUCCUAUUGCCUUCCCGUCUAUCAUAUGUGGUAUAAUUGUGAAUCAGUACCCUAAUAUCCUAAGUGAAAAUGAUGAUGUUUGCAAGAGAGAAAGUGCUUUAUCAUUUCACUACAAACUGUUUCAAGGAACACAUGGUCCUGACAUUGUCACAACAUCAGCUGGAACAUCCAAAGACAACACAACUACAGGGUGA